CCAAAGAGUACAGACGUGUUUCUCUUGGGAAGUUCAGUUGUGACGUACGCCGGAAGCGUUGCGUUGUUUCUGUGUUCGGGGUUGAUAUUUCUAAAAGCAGUCUUGUUUUCGUCGCUAUGUCGUCCCAUUGAUCAACAUUUAAUCCGACGUUACGGUGAUUUAAAUACAUUCAAGUAAGCGAACAUGCCGAAGGUCGUGUCCAGAAGCGUCGUGUGCUCGGACACCAGGGACAGAGAGGAGUACGACGACGGAGAGAAGCCGCUUCACGUCUACUACUGCCUGUGCGGUCAGAUGGUUUUGGUCCUGGACUGCCAGCUGGAGAAGCUGCCCAUGAGGCCCCGGGACCGAGCCAGGGUCAUCGACGCGGCCAAACACGCUCACAAGUUCUGCAACGUGGAGGACGACGAGAACACGUACAUCAAGAGAGCCGAGGGCAUCGAGAGGCAGUACCGCAAGAAGUGCGGCAAGUGCGGCCUGCUGCUCUUCUACCAACACCAGGAGAAGAACAACCCGGCCACCUUCAUCGUGGACGGAGCCGUGGUCAAGUUCGGCCAGGGCUUCGGCAACACCAGCGUCUACAGCCAGAAGCAGCCGGAGGCUCCCAAGAAGGUCCGCGUGAUGAUGACCAAGCGGACCAAAGACAUGGGCAAGUUCAGUUCCGUCACCGUCUCCACCAUCGACGAAGAGGAGGAGGAGAUCGAGGCCAGGGAGGUGGCGGACUCGUACGCCCAAAAUGCAAAGGUUAUCGAGAAGCAGCUGGAGAGGAAGGGCAUGAGCAAGAGGAGGCUGCAGGAGCUGGCCGAGCUGGAGGCCAAGAAGGCGAAGAUGAAGGGAACUCUCAUUGACAACCAGUUCAAAUAGAUAAAAUAAAUGGACGUUGAAGAGGGACGGGCACAAACUGUUGAGCUGUGGAGAUCCCGCAGCUCCACAAACCUGAGGAGAACGAUAUAUGUGUAUAUAAACAGGGCAGAUGAUGUGUGUAAUUGUUGCAUAUUCAGAGGGUUUUUUGGAUCGAACCGAAAAUCUUUAAAUUAGAUUGUAAUGUUGUUGUUUUUUAACAAGAAAAUAAAUAUUUUUUUCCAUUUUUAAAA
Mugil cephalus (flathead mullet) is the source of this 1091-nucleotide messenger RNA. RefSeq names its product STING1 ER exit protein 1 (gene steep1). The record is from RefSeq and is a predicted model, not a curated record. Lineage: Eukaryota; Metazoa; Chordata; Actinopteri; Mugiliformes; Mugilidae. The transcript has a single exon. The coding region runs from base 184 to 861 and encodes 225 amino acids.